AAGAUUAAGGUUUUGCUUCUACUUGUCGUUUGGUGCGUCGGUGUAUUCUUCGUGGCUAACGAGCAAACUUCGGUGUUUCUAUUCUCCCACAUUUCUCAGCGACCCAAGCGGAGCUUUUUGUUAGUGUGGGUUUAACCCGCUCGUAAUUGCUAUUUGGUUUGUCUAUUGCGUGGAAAACCUGAAGGAAAAAACUUGGGAUUUCCAACAUUUUCUCGGCAGCCAAACAGAACCAUUCAUGGCAAAGAACGAAAAAAAUAAUAAUAAAAUGCUCCGUCCCCUAUGUCCGUAUUUUAAUAAUAUUGAUUGUUUUUAGUACGGUGGUUGAUCAGAAUAUUAUAUUUAUACACUGGCUAACAGAGUCUCGUGUUGCUGUCAUGAUAUUAUUGUGGGUGAGGUUUCAACUUGUAUUGUUUAUUUACUAUUUGAUUUUUGUGGGAAAUAUUUGUUGGGUGUGCUCUUUUGUUAUUUUUAUUUUUAUUUUCUGUUUUUCUGGUCGACAAACUAAUGCUAGAAUUUGGAGUUGUCAUAUUCGGCACGAUUCGAACCGAUACGAAGGUAGUGAAUUUGUGUUGAACAUUACUUGACACGAACACAAAUAUAACAUGACCCGCUCACACAAAUCAGAUUAGUGUCAAAGAUGAACAAUCUAAUUUUGACAUGAUAAACUCCUUGAAUUCCUACCGUAUAAAAAAUGAUUAGUUUCUCCUAUUUCUUAACAUGUAUUUUAUGAGUCCUUUGGUAGUUUGAUCAAGAUGAUUUGUCAUUUUAUAAACAGUACUUGUAUUUAUUGAACAAUGAAGUAUUGCAGGACAAAGGAAGCGAGAUUAGUGCUGUGUGGAACAUAAAGAACAAGAGGCCGCUGAAUUAGUAUCAGAUUAAGUGUUAUUCAACUUUUGCAUCGGCCAUGACUAACAACCCGAGAGUUUUGAAAGCCUUUAAGGCGACGAGGGCCUUGGGAAUUCCUGAUAGAUUGGUCAAACCAGUUCUGAAGAAUUUGCUGGCUGUGUAUGAUAAAAAUUGGGAGCUUAUUGAAGAAGACAACUACAGGACUCUUGUGGAUGCAUAUUUUGAGUCUCAGGACAAUAAGGGAGAAGAAGAUAGGAGAGAAGUUGAUAUGGGGCAAGGUGGGUCUGAAAGACCAACUAAAAAACUGCAUUUGGCUAAUGACGAAGAUCAUGGAGAAAGUGAAAUUCCUUCAAGAAUGGUCAGCCGACAGGCAAGCAUGGAGUCAUCUGAACCUUGUUUAAGAGACGGCAGAGCUGGAUCUAGUUCUCAAAUUCCCCUCAAACAGUCCCGUGACGAAGGAAAGAAUCCCACAUCAUCUGCACUCUCACGUGGUAAUCACAAGAAAGACUUUCUGAUUCCAAAAACUGAGGAAUCCACAAAUUGUGUUCCAGUUUCUGCACAACCAGCUCCAAUGAGACGUCCAGGUUCAUCAGGGGGUAACUCUGUCACAUCCUUGGCGUCCUCCGAAGUGGGUACAAGUGGUCGGGAUGCCCUCCAUGUUUCAGGACCAAGUAAGGGACCUUGUAGAAUAGAACAUUCUCAGGCACAUUUAAAUGGUAUGGGUUCGAGCUGUCUUAUCACUCGUGAGGGAAAGAAGCCAAUUAAAUCUCUCGAUGACAUAUCAAAAUCUACCGAAAAAGUGAAAAUAUCAUUGGCAGAUGAAAUUGGAAAUGAGUCUCUCCCGAAGUUCAAUUAUAUUCCGGAUAAUAUAGUUUACCAACAUGCCAAUGUGAAUAUCUCACUGGCCCGUAUUUCGGAUGAAGACUGCUGCAUUGGUUGUUCAGGAGAUUGUCUUUCAUCAGAAUUUCCAUGUGCAUGCGCUCAAGAAACCUGUGGGGAUUUUGUGUACACAAAACAAGGCCUGCUAAAAGAAGACUUUCUAACAGCUUGCAUGAGGGAACCAGAUAAGCAAAUUUUUUUUUAUUGUCAAGACUGCCCCCAUGAGAGGUUGAAGAAUGAGUACAUGCCUGAAAAAUGCAAAGGUCACCACAUCAGGAAGUUUAUUAAAGAAUGCUGGAGAAAAUGUGGAUGUGACUUGUGGUGUGGAAACCGGAUAGUGCAAAGGGGUAUUUCCUGCAAGUUACAGGUGUUCUUGACUCCUGAAGGAAAAGGCUGGGGUGUUAGAACAUUAGAGGUCUUGCAGAAGGGGACAUUUGUGUGUGAAUAUGUUGGGGAGAUAUUGACCAAUACGGAGUUAUAUGAGCGAAAUACGCACAGCAGUGGAGCUGAGAGGCAUACCUACCCUGUAACACUAGAUGCAGAUUGGGGCUCAGAGCGAGUUUUGAGGGAUGAGGAUGCACUAUGUCUUGAUGCAACAUUUCAUGGAAAUGUUGCAAGAUUUAUCAAUCAUAGAUGCUGUGAUGCAAAUUUGAUUGAUAUCCCAGUUCAAGUGGAGACUCCUGACCGUCACUAUUAUCAUCUUGCCUUUUUUACAACCAGGACAGUGAGUGAUUUUGAAGAGCUGACGUGGGAUUAUGGGAUUGACUUUGAUGAUCUAGAACAUCCUAUUGAGGCAUUUCAAUGUAAUUGCGGAAGUGUAGCUUGCCGGGGCAAAAGACAGAAAGGACGAAAAGUUAGAUGAGCAGUGAUCAAGGCUGUACCUUAAACUGGCAUAACUUGACUGUGUGAUAUGAUAGCUGAUGGUUUUGAAGCACAGCAGUGGCUGAUCAUAUUUUUGAAUGGGAAUGCUUCCAAGCCCCAAAACUGGACAAUUUUGUUGAAAGUGAGAAAAUUUAAGCAGAAUGUUGGAGAAGAUUAGAUAUAUUUUUUAGAAGCCAUAGAAGCACACUGGUGAUCAUAAACAGGAUCCUUGUAAUGCUAUCUCAUUCUGUGCGUUUUCGUGGGAAAUUUGUAAUCAACUUGAUUUUACUUAUUUCAUCAUCCAAUUUCCCAUUGUCACUGAAAAUUGAGGAAUGACCUCAGGUUUGAGUUUCAUGUUCCUGAAAGGGAGCGACUCUGUCUGUAGUGGUGGAAAAGACAUGAGCCAAAUAUCAUGCUUUGCCUUCCUCAUUUUUUUUUUUCCAGUAAGAAAGUCGUUAUGUACAGUCUCUGUUGUCAAUCAACUCAAGUUGGAUACCA
Molecule: messenger RNA, 3084 nt
Organism: Prunus avium (sweet cherry)
Lineage: Eukaryota; Viridiplantae; Streptophyta; Magnoliopsida; Rosales; Rosaceae
Gene: SUVR4
Product: SET-domain containing protein lysine methyltransferase family protein
Cellular component (GO): nucleus
Molecular function (GO): protein binding; zinc ion binding; histone methyltransferase activity
Source: RefSeq, a predicted model, not a curated record